Molecule: messenger RNA, 1446 nt
Organism: Aspergillus calidoustus
Lineage: Eukaryota; Fungi; Ascomycota; Eurotiomycetes; Eurotiales; Aspergillaceae
Source: the annotation of a GenBank genome assembly
AUGCCCGAACCGUCUAACGCAAAAACCCACUGGACAAGGGGCGAGAAGGACCGCGUCACCCGACUGAGCAAGAGUCUGGUCGACGAUGAGUACCUGAGCGACUAUGCGUCCGAGAAUGACCAAAGCGCUCUUCAAUCCAGCGCCAAGAAGCGCAAGUUUGACGAGACCGAUGUGGACGCUGCGGAUGAAGACCUGAAAACUCGUUCCAAAAUGGUUAAGCCCUUUGGCAUAGCGACAAAUGUGGAAGAAUACGACUUCCACGCGUCUCAUGGCACUAAACGUGCUUUCAUUCCAGAGUCUGUGUCUAUUCAUGCGGACGAUACAACUGGUGGCGAGGACGAGUGGUCGACAGACCUGGAGUACAUCGAGGAGGUUAAAUACGACGAUGGAGACCAUGGCAAAGAAGGCGAAGCAGAUGGGGAAGAUGGGGGGGAGAAGACGCGGAGGGAGUUGUGGAAGAAGAUGGGGGAGAAGACGCCGAGGGAGUUUGCUACAAUCUCCCGAGUGAAUGCGUCCGCCACUGUCACUGGAAGCUCAGGUGCGUCAGCUGCCGCAAUGGCCAUCAAGGCCGUUGCUGGUGCCCCUCCCCGCCAUGCCACAGAGACAGGGGAACUUUCUUUCACCACUGAAGGCGCCCAAACCCCCGAUGGAUGGCCCCGUGGAUAUAGAUCCCUCUCUCAGCCGGCGGCGGACUCUGCAGCCUCGAAUCACCCGCGCCCAACCGUACGUUGCGUCGCGACAAGCCACAAUGGAACCGGUACUCCCACUUCAUACCAACCUCAGAACGUUUCAUUCGCGAGCACUACAUCCUACCAGCCAGGAAACGCAUCCUUCACUAGUGGGACUCAACACGUCAAUAACUGGACGGCCAUCAAUAGGAGCACCGGAGGAAUCACACCAACCUCCUGGCAGCCACUUCAAGACAGCUUCACGCGGGCCCGCACCUCGUCGCUUCUCGCUGCAGAGUCGUCGCUUUACAAAGGCAUCUCACAGCUCAUUACCCGCCCGACAACGGAGAAAGCGAGCGCCGUGGAAGCGCCCACAUCAACCCAAAUCCACAGAGAGUCGGCUUUGAGGAUCAACCUUUCCUCCCUUGUCGGCAAUUCGCAGGCCCCUGAGCAUCGCCCCAUCGGACCGCCAAUUGAAGACGACGCCCACAGCCGCGCUGUAACCUUCGGCGAAGUUUUGGAGGUGGUCGAGAAGGAAAAAGAGGCGGAGCACCUCGAGAUAGAAGAGGAGAUCCGCGGCCUCGAACAGCAGAUUGAAAUCUUGAGAGAGCAGUCCAAGGCGGCAAAAAGCCAGUCGGCCAGGGCGGGUGAGCUUUUGGACCGGCUGCAGCUUCCAGGCGGCUGGGCGGACCUAAAUCCAUUCGAGGUGUUUGAUCUGAUCAGCGGUGUUGUUGGCUCAGAGGCUGAUAACGCAGGCGAAGAACCCAAGACGUUUUAA